AUGCCCGGCUUCCACGUGUACCCGCAGGCCUCCCGCCUCUACGGGGAGUGCUCGCCCGACGUGAGCGUGGUGGCGCUUUCCAUGCCCACGCCCGCACCCAUCGACCUCAACGCCACACCGGUGGCCGGUGGCUCGUCAUUGGGAGGCGCAAGGAAACGCGCGAGGCAGAUGCCGACCGACGUGCUACCGGACGCCCGCAACCUCUUCGAGGGAAUGCCGGCCGCCGGCGACAAGGACUACAUGCAGAACCUCAUCUUCAAGGGCGGUGCGCCGACUGCUGGCUACGAUUCCGACGAGACACAAAGCCAGGAUGGCCACGGGGCGUUCACGCCGGCCGCUGGCUAUGAUAACGAUCAAGCGACUUUCAUGCGUGAUCAGGUCGGCAUGGACCUGGACGGCUUCCCACUUGACCACGUGUUUCCGGACGACUACGGGCAAGAGGAAGAGGACGAGUGCAACAUCGAAGUGGAGCCUUUGUUUGAGGACGAGCUCGCCAACCAAGCCGCUGGGCCGAAGCCGAUGCGCAAGAGCAAGCGGACGAAGACAUACACGGCGACCGAGGACAAUCUUCUUUGCGAGUGUUGGCGAGACAUUGGACAAGACCCCAAGACCGGCGCCGAACAAAAGCAUUCAACUUUUUGGAUUCGUGUCCACCGAGAGUUUCAUGAGUGCAAGAAGUUUCCGCCUUACCAAAUUGUGAGCACGCGCGUGUGGGUGUCCAUUUUAAAGCGUUGGAGGGUGAUCCAACAAGAGUGCAACAAGUUUUGUGCCACCCUUGAGAGCGUCAAGGCCCGCCCUGUGAGUGGCAUCGGCAUGCAAGACAUGGCAUUUCAAGCUUUGGAGGCAUUCAAGGUCCAACACAAUGGCAAGUGCUUCAACCUCUCCCAUUGCUUUAGGGUCAUCAAAGACGAGGAGAAGUUCAAGGCGCAAUAUGCCGCCCUCAAGUUGCGUGGAGGGAAGCAUGUUGAGGAACGGCCGUCGGACCAACUGGAAGAGAAAUUGAAGGCCGCUCAAACGGACGAGAAAGAUGCGAAAAGACUGCACGCCGCAGGUGAGGGCGUUCUAACCCGAGUCAGAGAGGAGAAAAACAAACUCCAGAAUUGCAACAUCUAG
Molecule: messenger RNA, 1113 nt
Organism: Triticum urartu
Lineage: Eukaryota; Viridiplantae; Streptophyta; Magnoliopsida; Poales; Poaceae
Source: RefSeq, a predicted model, not a curated record